UGUAGAGUCAUAGUCGAGUGUAGCCAAGCAACGCGCAAUGACCACAGUUUCUAACGAUACGGUACCACGCUCAGACAGGUUGUCCUUUCCCACUUCCUGACCCAACGUCUCUUUUUCAAAUUAAAGAAGGAAAAAACUCUUAUCAGAGAAAUGUAUGACCAUCCCCAAAACAUGGGUUGAGGAUGCUCCUUUUCCUUCUAAAUGAUACCAUAUCAUAUAUGGUGUCAACAAAGAGAGAGAGAGAGAGCCAAUAAUAAUGUCACUUUAUGGUGACCACGUGAAACUUGAUUUACCCAGUGAUUGCUGAUUUAUAAAGAGUGGUGCAAAAAGUGUUGAUGAUAGGUGUAACAAAAGAAAAGAUUCAAGAGACGACUUAAAUCUAAUUUAAGGCUCUAAGACAAUUCCAAGAAACAUUUGGUACACUAUCACGUACUCUACUUCCUCCACUCAAUAAAUAGGCUGUGAUUCGUCCAUCUAAAAUAAUUUUAUUAUAGAAAGACAAAUUUAAUUGUAAAAAAAGAAUUUAAGGUAUUAAUUACUGAUAGAUAUUAAAAAGAAACGCUGACAUUUAUUGUUUAAUACACUUCGAACAAUACGAAAAAUAAGAUAAAUUAUUUAGGAAUAAAGUAAUUAAAUAAAUAUAAAUGAAGUAAAGAUCAAAGACUAUAAGAAAACUAAACAUAUAGAAUAUAUUUAAAAGAAUCAAGAAAGGAGGGAAUUUCUUCAAUUUUAAAAUGUCAAUGAAGAGAAUUGCAGUUUUGACAGCAGUACAAACAUCGCAAUAUUAUUCGAAUAAUUCGAGUGGUUCUGGUACAGGCUAUAUUCUUCAGGGAUAUAAUAUGUCCUCUAGUGGGAAUGGAAGAUCUGGUCGUUUCGAAACUGAUCUUCAUGGAAAUGUAAACAUUCUUCUAGGAGGAGCCAUGCUGAGCGGUGUCAUUAUCAUCGUCGUACUGGUUUGCUACUGCUGUCAUAGAAAUGUACGAAAGCAUCGACCGCAGGAGUAUUCUCAAUACUGGCGCGCUGAGCCAGAUGUUCAUAGUCUUGAAGUUUUUACGAUGGAUUCUCAUGCUAUGUGUUACGAGCGAGGGGCAGGUUUAACCACAACGGAAGAAGGCACCUUAUCAUCGCUGCCCCGUCCUGUGACACCGGGACCGCCUCCAGCUUACGAAAGCCUAAUUUUUAACCCCCCAAGUUUACCCUCUCCAAGUGAUAAGAAGGAGUCACCCAGAAGUCUCGGAAACAUACUUCCGGUAUUACCGGAAUCUGAGACAGGUCGCAUUAAAAAUAAAGAGGACACUAAUAACGACGAUGAGGGUCUACCUUCUUAUGAAGCUGCUUUGAAACUUGAAGCGAGCGGUUAUGUCUAAAUUCAAAAUUUAUGAGAAUUACUUCUACCAAAAAGAAAUUUUGGCUCUGUCCUGAAACUUGAAGCUUCCAGAAAAGCUGCUGAUCUGCGAGACGAGGCUUGAAAAUGAAAAGAUACUGAAUUGUUUACGUAUCCUGCAAGAAGUUAAUGGUUUCGAAAUUCCCAGAUUUUCGAAAAAGUCGGGAGCUUAUCAAAAGCGCGCAUACAUGAGAAAGAUUCCCAAUAAUUAGAGUUGAUCUUCCUUUUCUAAAUGUGGAGUUAAAUUUGAUUUGGUGUUUCCAAAUCUUUACAUCAGUUAAAUUUUUAUUGGGAGAUUUAGUAGUGAUGCUUUAAAAAAGUGCAAUCUUUUGAUUUUCCUGGGCGAAUAAUUAUUACAGAAGAGCAUUUAGAAACUUUUACUCAGGAUACAUAUUUUAUACAACGAGGACGCUUUGCGGUACUUAACGGAUUUCGUUUUGUACGCUUGUAGUGCAUACACUCUGUACAUAGUCCGUUUAAGGAUUAUGCAAAUUUAACAAUAUAUGCUUUUAUU
Molecule: messenger RNA, 1898 nt
Organism: Belonocnema kinseyi
Lineage: Eukaryota; Metazoa; Arthropoda; Insecta; Hymenoptera; Cynipidae
Gene: s-cup
Exons: 4
Coding region: 735-1367 (210 amino acids)
Source: RefSeq, a predicted model, not a curated record